UGAACGUCACAUGAUCAUGGUGUCACAUGACUUUGUUUUUGGCGAAAAUGACAGCUAGCAUUACAACAUAUGCGGUAUCUACAGUGUAUUUAUGUACUGUUUUAUUUGUUUUAUUCAAUGCAUAUGUCGACAGUCAGUAUAUUGAUGUACAGUUAUGUCAAAUGUGCGAAGGGACUGUACGACAAGACAGUCCUGUCUGGGAUUUCUGCCUUAAAAAGGGCCAGAUUAAAGGACGCUGCUGUUUUGAAAACAAUACCAGCAAUAUAGACACCAUUAUAGGGUUGGACCUGUCAAACUGCUCUAUCAGUCAUGUAGAGCACCUGUAUAAUUCAUUCACAGCAGUCAUAAUAGAUCUCUCCAACAACCCGAUCACCAAUCUGAGCGAUUUCGUAUUUCAGGGUUUCAGCCAUCUUACCCAAUUAUUACUACCCUCAAAACUGGAGUGUCCGGGGGGCAAUGCAUCAUGGGAGACGGUUGAAGUGAAAAACAAUGCCAGAAUCUGCGAAGGACAGAAAAAUGUUUGCAAUCAGACGGCACUGAUGCCCUGGAAUUGCCCUGAAAACUCAUUCUGCAGCCCAUAUGGUCCAGGGUUCUUUGAGUGUGGUUGUCUCCAUAAUUUCCAUGGAUACAAGUGCAUGAGACAGGGAGAGUUCCCCAUAGGUAAGGUGCUUGGGAUACUCACCGGAUCAACAGUUGUAGUUUCAUCGUUACUCUGGUUUACACAAAGACGAAAGGUCGAGACCACUUGAAUUUUAAAGAGAAGUAACAAAGGUGCACAAGCCACAAAAUGCAUCAAGCUUAUUAAAAAUGAUGCAAGAGAAGAGAUGAGAACAGUUUCAUACUCUGGAAGCUUAACCAUCGGAUGAACAUUUUACUUUGUUUUUUAAACUUGUCAAAAGCAGGUUUGCAUGGCAUUCUUUCCUUU
Messenger RNA from Rhinichthys klamathensis goyatoka, 925 nucleotides. It is a transcript of the gene atraid, whose product is annotated as all-trans retinoic acid-induced differentiation factor. The record is from RefSeq and is a predicted model, not a curated record. Gene Ontology annotation, cellular component: intracellular membrane-bounded organelle. Bases 27 to 749 code for a protein of 240 amino acids. Gene Ontology annotation, biological process: positive regulation of osteoblast differentiation. The transcript is spliced from 7 exons. NCBI's taxonomy places the organism in Eukaryota, Metazoa, Chordata, Actinopteri, Cypriniformes, Leuciscidae.